This is a messenger RNA of Diaporthe amygdali, 1338 nucleotides long. RefSeq lists its product as uncharacterized. Bases 1 to 1338 code for a protein of 445 amino acids. Gene Ontology annotation, molecular function: catalytic activity. The transcript has a single exon. NCBI's taxonomy places the organism in Eukaryota, Fungi, Ascomycota, Sordariomycetes, Diaporthales, Diaporthaceae. The record is from RefSeq and is a predicted model, not a curated record.
AUGGAGGCCUUCACUCUUGGCACUGGAGCCUCCAUCUACACGCAGAGGCUGCUACCGGCAAUCUCGUCAGCUCAGCAUGAGAUCAUCUUGGUAACAUGCUUCUGGGCUCCCUCAAAGACGUUGACGGCGCUCUCCAAUACACUCGAGCAACUUGCCCGCCAGCGUGAGAUUCGGCAGCCUGCUCGACCGCUGCGCGUGCGCAUCUGCUUCUCCUCGCGUUCAAUCCUCCAGAAGCUUUCCCACACAUCUUCGGCAGACGGGUAUGUAUAUCCCAGGUCAGCCUGGGAUACCAAGCUCGGCCUGCCGGCCCCAGAGGUCCUGGCUGCAGGUAACAUCGAGCUGGAGGUGAAGAGCCUAUUCUUCCUUCCCUUCAGCGUCAUGCACCCCAAAUUCCUCAUUGUUGAUCGUCAACGCGCUUUCGUGCCAAGUUGCAACAUCAGCUGGGAGGCUUGGUUCGAGGGCUGUCUGGAGCUAUCGAGAAGAACACCUCGCGAUGAUCCGCUCGAUGGCCUACUAGAGUUCUAUCGUACAGUGUGGGAUAGAGAUCUGGACCUAGGCGCAUCUCUGCCACCAGCACCCGAGCAAGGGAACGAGAUAACCAGUGGUGGCCACGUGGAAGAAAUCAUCAAGUCUCCGGCGGAUGUCAUGGCCAGACUCGUGGACGUCGAAGUGCCAACUGCUUCCAUCGAAUGGCUACCCAGUUGGCACCACCGCAACCCUUCCUUCUGCUUCUUGCCCUGGAAGGCCCCGUCUGUACCGGGCACUCCUCUCAAUACUACGAUUUUGACGUUGUUUGACGAAGCGAGCCGCGGAAUUUACAUCCAGACUCCGAAUCUGACGUCUCCGCCAGUGCUUUCAGCUAUUCACGCAGCUCUCUCUCGUGGGGUAGAUGUCACGAUUGUGACGAGUCGGCGCAUGAUGUUGCUGGAACAAAUCGUAACAGCGGGCACAACGACAGGAUGGUGUAUCAGAGGCCUGAUCAAACGGUAUCGACGGAUGUGUGAUUCUGCCCGAAAUCAAGGACAGGCACAAGCAGGAGGAAGCGAGAAUGUUGAUCUUGAAGCUCAGGCCAUCACACCAGGGGCUCUGAAGAUUUCCUACUUCUGCUCAAGAACGGGCUCGACCUCGGAAGAAGAGCCUGUACACUCACACUUGAAGCUCAGUAUCUUCGAUGGACAAUAUACGGUGCUGGGUUCGGGCAACAUGGACCGAGCGAGUUGGUUCACAAGCCAGGAGCUCGGUGUGCUGAUCCGAAGUACCGGGUUUGCAGCGACAAUUAAGAAGACCGUGGAUGAAGUCCUCGAUGGCAGGUUGGAUUCCGUCUUUACGACUUCUUGA